Messenger RNA from Ascoidea rubescens DSM 1968, 5660 nucleotides. RefSeq lists its product as uncharacterized. The record is from RefSeq and is a predicted model, not a curated record. The transcript has a single exon. The coding region runs from base 82 to 5523 and encodes 1813 amino acids. Lineage: Eukaryota; Fungi; Ascomycota; Saccharomycetes; Ascoideales; Ascoideaceae.
GACGUCUAUGGCUGGAAUAAGAAACUAUCCCUAAUCAAUGAUAAAUUUUUAUUACAAUCUCAUCGAAAAAAACUUAAUAUAAUGAAUUUAAGCACUGUCGUCACUAAAACUGUUAAUGCCUCAAUUCAAAAUAUUCUUGAAAAACAACGUCUAAAAAGACUUGAAGCUAAAAGGCUUCAACUGAAAAGUUUAAUUGAUGAUCAAAAUGACAUCCCUAAUGACAUCUCUAAUGACAUCCCUAAUGACAUCCUUAAUCAUAAUCAAAAUCCACAAACUAACGAUGACAAAUUAUAUCAAACUAACACUGAAAAUACUACAAUCAACAAUUAUAUUGAAAAAACCGAUGCUACUGAUAAUACAAAUAAUAUUGAUAAAACUGGUAUUAUCGAUAAAACGGAUAAUAUUGAUAAGACUGACAAUAUCGGUAAUAUUAAUAAAACUAAUAAAACUGAUAAUAUUGAAAAUGUACUGAAAAUAGAUCUGAUUAAUAAAGCAGAAACAAUAAAUCAAACUGAACAAACCGAUAAAACUGCAAAAAUUGAUGGAUCUGCAGCUGAUAAACCUAAAACUGAUAAGAUUAAAAUCAAUAAAAAUCUCGAUUCUCUGAACGACAUUUACCAAAUCAAUAACGGAAACUUGAUUAAUAACAAAAGAAGCAAAAUCAAUCCCUCACUUAAAGAAGCAAUAGAAUUUUUUGAAGACGCUAAGAAAAAUGAAUUAGAGCAAAUUAGAAAAAAAAACCUUGAACAAAAAAGGUUAAAAGAAAAACAAUUUGAAGAAGAAAAAAAAUUAAAAGAAAAUAAACUCAAAGAAUUACAGGAGAAAGAACAAAGGUUCAGGGAAUCACAUAAAAAUUUUAAAAGCCCUGAUUCAAAAAGAAAAUCUAUUUCUUCAAGAAAAUCAUCUGUUUCAAAUAAGUCAAUUCCAAGCUUUUUGAGAUCAGUUCACAAGAUUGAUACCACUAUUGAAAGAAGAAGCGAGGUUCUUUCAGCUCAAAAAGCUAGGUUUCCAGUGGAUGAAGAUAUUAAAAAAAUCAUUCAUCCUUCUUUAAAUAAAGAAUUUCCUACUGAACCUAGUAAUUAUGAUGAAUCUUUUGAAUCGAAUUACGAUAACACUGAGAAUUACGAGCAAAGUUAUGAUAACAUUGAUCAUUUUACAAUAGAACAUCAGGAUUAUGAUGAUUCUUAUGGUGAUUCUUAUGGUGAUUCUUAUGUUGAUUCUUUUGACCAAAAUGAAAAUUAUAAUACCAAUUAUAACGAUUAUUCUAAUGAUAAUUAUACGGCUUCCAAUAAUAAUAAAAAAUCAUAUUAUAAUACAAAUAAUAAUUAUAAAAACUAUGACAAUCAUUAUUAUUCCACAGAAAAUAAAAGAAUUGAUAAUAAUUAUAAACCAUAUGAGAAAAAAAAUUUUAAUAAAAAUUUUAAUCAUGGAAAAAAUGAUUUUAAUACAAGUAAUCUGACAGAAAAUUAUGGUAAACAAUUAAUGAGAUCAGAUUUUAGAGGUGAUGAUAGACACUCCUAUGUUUAUAAAAAUCAAUCGAAUGCUUUUGGAUAUAGUGAUAAACAUGAAUUUUUCUCUUUUGAUAAGAAAUCAAAAUAUAAUUAUAAUGGAGAUGAAGGUAAUUACAGAGAUCCAAAACAGAAAUUUAAUAAAAACAAUCAGUUUCGUGGCUCACCAAAUCAAAAAUCUGAAAGAUAUAAUAAUAAAGAAAAAUCUGGAAGAUAUGAAAAUAACCAUAAUAAAAAUUACAAUUACUCAUAUAAUGAUUUUUAUCAUAAGAAUAAUGAUUAUUAUAAUAAAAAGAACCAUUACGAGAACUAUCCUGCUUAUAAUAAAAAGGGCUAUUUCCAAGAUGAAAACUAUACUAAUUAUCUGAAUCCAAAAGAGACUACUGAUAGUUAUACUGCUGGAAACUAUGGUGAUGAAAACUAUGGUGAUGAAAAUUAUACUACUGAAAACUACGAUGAUGGAAACUACGAUGAUGGAAACUAUGAUUAUACAGAUGAAAAUCAUCUUGCUCAAAACAACUUUGCUGAUAACUACAAUACUGAAAACUAUAAUGAUAAUAAUAGCAAAGAUUAUCAAUUAAACCAAAAAGAUGAAACUAAUCAAAAAUCUAAGCAAGAAAUUGAACCUGAAAUUGAACAACAAGUUUUGAUAGAAGACAUUUUAAAAAUUAAUAAUAAAAAUGAUUUGGAUCUUGAUGAUUUAUCCGAAUCACAAGACGAAACUUCAAUUAUGGAAAACGAGCCUUUAAUUAGCGAUCAUGGAGUUAUAGAAGAUAAAGUAGAUGAACCAAGAGCAGAAUUAGAUAAAAACUCGGAUAAAAACAGAAAAAGGGCUUCUUCGUUAAUUUUAUCAGCUCUUUCAUCUCACGAAUUUGAUGAACCUGGUGAAAUUACAGAAAUGGAGUCAAGUUUUAAUACAAAAAUUGGUCAAACAAACAAUAUUCCUAAUAAAAAACACGAUGAACUUAGUUUAUCUACCAUCAAAAAUGUGAAUACACCUGAUUUUAUGUUAAAAGAGACUACAAAUUCACAAAUUAAAGGUAUUGAAAACAGUGAAAAAUCAGAUUCAAAACAAAUGGAACAGAAUAAUAAUUCACUGAACAUUGAAAAAACCAAAACAGAGAUAAAGAAAAAUAGUGAGCUUGAUAAAACUGAAAAAAACAAUAAAUCUGAUAAUGCAAAAGAAAAAAUUGGUGAAUAUCCAAAUGAAAAUAGAAUAGAGUCUAGGAAAUCAGACAAAAAUUAUAAUUCAAAUCAUAUUAAAGACUUUAAUUCCAAAUCUGUCAAUGAAUUAGCUAAAAAGUCGCAUAAAUCCAACGGUAAUAUUAUAGCUAAAGAUAAUUCUGAACGUGAUUUUGAUCUUAUAGUUGAAGCUGAUUUAAAUGAACAAAAUAUUGUUCAGGCUAAUGAGAGUAUCAGUUUAAGUUUUGAUGAAAUAUCAAUUGAUAAUUUAGAUAAAAAUGAAGAAAAAUACGAAAAAAAGAACCCUUCAGAUAAACAAAAUCAACAUAAUAAAACAAUAAAGCAUAAAGACUCUACGAAAAUUAAUUUAGGCAAGGAAAUACAGGUGAUUGACGCUAAUAGUCAUGACCUUGCACCUUCUGGUGACGAUUUGAACACCCAUUCGGUUAGAAAUACAAAUAUUGAUCUAGAUGUCUACAAUAAUUCAUCUUUUAAAUUGGAAUCAAAACCAUCGACAGGUAAUUCUUCUGAGAAUGUUGGAAAAAAUGAAACCGAAAUUACAGACUAUGGUCUGUUUGACAUAAAGGUACAAGAUUCAAAAAAUUACGGAACCGAUGAUCAGGUCGAGCAUUAUGAGGAUUUUAGCAAUAAUUAUGAUAAGUACGAUAGUCACAAGAAUUAUAACAAUAAUAAUGAUAAUUAUGAUAAUUAUGAUAACUAUGACAACUAUGACAACUAUAAUAGUUAUCAUAACUACAAUGAUUAUAAUAACUAUGAUAAUUAUAAUAGUCCCAAUAAUUAUAAUCAUGGAAACAAUUAUAAUUCCAGUUAUGGUAAUCUUAAUGGUAAAGAUAAUGUUGGUGAAAAAGGGAGUCAUAAUAAAAAGGAGAAAAAAGAGAAAAAAGAUAAUACUGAAUAUAACAUACAUCGGAAUUAUAUCAAAAAUAAUAAAAAGCAGGACCUUGGAAAAAAUUACAAAACAAAAAAAAAUAACUCGAAUGAAAAACCAAAAAUUCCUCUAAGAAAAAUCAAAGAUAAAAAUCUGCAUACCGAUUCUGACGAUAAUGCUUUUAUGGAAAUCAAUGAUGGAUCUUCAAAAGCAAUAAAAGUUAAUGAUAAUAAACAAAGAAUAUUGGGUGGACGCCGUCUUCCUAAAGAGAUAGACAAGCCAUACGAAUAUAAAAAGUCUGGUAACUCUCUUGCUUCAACAAUUGAGGCAGAUCAGAAAUUAUUGAAUAAAGUUGGAUCUCAAGAAUACAAAGAUGACCAGGUUCAUGACAGCAUUCAAAGCAUAAACCAUAUAAAUAGCAAUCAGUCUAACUCAAAAACUUCAUCAGAUUUAUUUGUUUCAAAAGAAACUUUAAAAGAAUUAGAAUUAAAUGAUGAUGAUCAGAGUAAACAGAAUAAACAAAGCAACCGGAAUAAUCCAAAAGAAUCGAUUUCAGAGACUAUCACUAAAGGAAAAUUAGCAAAAGAAAAUUUUGAAAAAACAUUGAAUAUCAGUGAUUUAUAUCAUGAGCUUGAAAACGCUGAUAAUCAUGAAAUUAAUAUUAAUAAAAAAGAUUUGGCUCUAGGUGAUAAAAAUGAUAACAAUGAUAAUUUAAAGAAUGAAAAUGCACAUUCAAGAAGUAAAACCAGUGAAAUAUCUGAUCAAGCCACACAUUUAACGGAUAAUAAAGCUCAUUCGUCAGAUAAAACUGAAGAGAAUAAAAAUAAUAAAUCUAAUUCUAACAAUUUAAAUGAAUUGAGUGGUAACAAUAGAAGUAAUGAUUGGGAUAAUCUCGGUAACAAUAACAACAAUUUUGACGGGGAUAAUAUUAUCAAUGAAGCUGUUGGAAAAAUUCAAGCGGAAGAUAAUAUAACAUCUAUUAAUGAAUUAGUCUCUUCUGUUCAGGAUGAACAAAAUUUGGGUAAUACUAGUAUUGACAUAGCCCAGAAAAAUGAUGAAAAACCUAAUUCAAAAGAAAAGAAAAAUGUUGAACACACAGUGAGUAAUCAAAAAAAUGAGCGAAAGAGCUCUUUGGAAAAUGAGGAAUUUGAGGAUAUUGAUGAUAAGACUUUCGAUAAUUAUGGAGACAAUGAAGAAACAAAUAUAAUAUCAAUUGAUAAUUAUGAUAAUUUUGGUGACAAUGAUAAUUAUGGCAUUGAUGAUAAAAAUAAUCAAUACGAUGAAAAAUCCCAAAGUCAAAUUAAUUAUGAUAAUUAUGAUGGUUAUAAUAAUUAUAAUACUUAUGCUAAUUAUAAUACUUAUGAUAGCUAUGGUGACUAUUCCAAUUAUGAUAACAAUGAUAAUUAUGGUGAAUAUAAAAAUUAUGAUAACUCUGAAAAUUUCAGGGAGAAUAAUUAUCAAAAAACCUACGAUAAUUAUGAAACAACAAACAAUCAAUACAAUGAUCAAUAUAAGAGACCAUUAUCAAAAGAUCAUGGAAAUGAUGGGCCGCCAUUUAAGAAAAGAUUUGAUAGCAAAACAAGAGAUAAUUUUGGAUCAAAUAAUAAAACUGGAGGAAACUUUGGAAGAGGUGGAUUUUCAAGAGGAAAUUCUAGAGGAAAUUCUAAAGGAAAUUCUAGAGGAAAUUCUAGAGGAAAUUCUAAAGGAAAUUCUAGAGGAAAUUCUAGAGGCAGCUUCAGAGGUAAUUUCAAAGAUAAUUUUUCAAAUAAUAGUCCUUCAAGAGGUGGGUUCUCUGAAAGAGGAUCUUCUUGGGAAGGAAAUUCUAGAGGAGGAUUUUCUCGAGGAGGACCUAUAAGAGGCUCAUCGAGAGGUGGUAGAGGCAACUUUUCAAGGGGUGGGUUUAAUAAUCGAGGCAAAACACAAAAGCCUUCUAACUAUUACUAAAAAUUUUUCUAAUUUUGGAUUAUAAUUGCAUAGUUUGAAAAAGAGAAAUUUCAUUUUCAACUGAGUUUAUUAAUAAAAUUAUUAUAUUGAUUGCUACUAAGUGUUACGUUUUUUUGCUUUUCAAUUCAAUUCAUUUG